UUUUACAGAAAAGCAGACAUGGUACACUGAAGGCCUUUGGAAAUGCAUAUUGGCAGUAAGAUGGAAGUAUAAAUCUUGAGACUUAGAACCAGAAAUGGCUCAAGAGUGUUGAGACGGGACACGGAAGAGCCUCCAAUGCUUGUCAGUGUAAGCAGUGGAAAAGGGACAACUACCAUGGUAACACUAAUAACAGAAAAGCUGCAGAACCAGAGCUUGGAUGACCUGACGUGUAAAACAUACAAUAUUAAUCUGUACUCAUCUGAGAAGCUGAACAAAAGUGGCAGCUUGUUCCCUUUUGAAAUCAAUGAAGAGAGUCCUUGGAAAGCUUUAAAUGGGGGUUGUCCAAUCCGAGCUGAAGUGACCAAGCAUUCAGCUUACCCUUUCCCAGUGUGUCCGUUUAGUACUACAACUAAUGUGGGUCUACAAUGGCAGCAGGAAUCUUCCAGCACAUCAAUGGUGUCAGGCUGGAUAAGUGAAUUAAACCUUAAUGAGAACUCGGGGCAGCCCUUAGCACCACCAACCAAGCGCCACUGCAGGUCACUCUCUGAGCCAGAUGAGUUGGCCCGCUGUCGGUCACCGUGGAAGCCUGGCAGUUCAAAGGUCUGGACUCCUGUAUCAAAGAGACGGUGCAACAGUGGUGGUAGUGCCACUUUGCAGCGCUGCAAUAGUCAUGGGAGUGCAACUUUACAGAGAAGCACAAGUAUCAGCCUGCCACAAAACGUACUGUCAUUAAAUAAUGUCUUCACUAUCACCAGCUUCAACACAUCGCCAGUUCCCAGACCUUCCUCCGCGAGCAGUGGCUUUGUGGACAGUAGCGAGGGAAGCACAAGUUCAAGUACCCGUUGGAAUUCGGGAGGGCCUUGCGACUUUAACCCAAGGCGUCGCCUCUCGCUCUCACAGGAGCAUAUCACCGAGACGGGAAACCUCUUGCCUUCGGCAAACAGCACUCCCACCUCCACACCCGAGCUCAGCCGGCGUCAGGGCUUGCUGAGAUGUCGCUCCCAGCCUUGUGUCCUGAAUGAAAAGAAAAGCCGACUAAAGCGCAGACGAGAGGAGGAUGUACGGUGGAAUCGCCCGUCGUUAGACUUUUUUAAAAUGACACGGACUUUAAAAAAUUCAAAGAGUCUUUGCUCUCUUGAUUAUGAAGAUGAUGAUGAUGAUGAUGAUGAUGACACGCAAAUGAAGACAAUAGUGUCAUCCCCAUGUGACUCAAAUGACCUUAUGAACAUCAUCACCCCUGGUUCCAGUCCAAUGAAAGAGAAGCUGGAUGAAGUAAGGCAUCAUGGGCCAUGCCAAGUUGGCUUCAACACAAGGGAUUAUAAGAAAGCAGCUGCGGUAUGUGAAAGUGAUGAGGACACGAGUGAUUGUGAGAGCACUGAAGAGGGGAUCUUUCCUCUGGACUGUGGGGACUUGGAUCUAGAGCAGAUUGAAAACAACUAAGACUCAAAAGUUGUGUGCUAGAAUCAGAGUUGUUCUAAAUUAAAAUGAUAGUGGAUUACACUUGCCAUGCAUAAUCCAUGUCCCUGAAUCUCUGUAUUGCCUAUCUCGGGCCUGUGUUAGAAGAAAUGUUUCAGGUGGGGGGAGAAUAAAAUUGAACCAUUGUUACCUGUUUAGUCUGUUGAUCAGUAUGUGGAUGACGACGACAACAACAACAACAAAGAGUAGGUAGUUAAAUGUAUUUUGAACAUUAAGGAGUAAUUUUGAUUAAAAAUUUCCUAAAAGAUAUUUUGCAUUUUUAUGGCUUUUACAGUUCUGGAGAAAGCAUCUCUAUUUUGAAAUGAAUUUUCAGAAGGGCACUCUAUAAAACAAUCUAUCUACAGUGAUUCUGGGGCAGGUGUAUGUUCCUUUUUGUUUUUAAAAAAAAAAAAAGAAAAAGAAAAAAGAAAAAAAAAGCUUGAGACAUGAAUUACAUAAUUAAAUUGGUAAUAAACCAUCAGGUGAUCUGAACUCUUAAAUAUCUGGUUGAGAAUUGGUCCAAAAUACUUAACUGCCUCCUUCUACAGUGUGUGGUUAUAAAACUUCAUAACGUGUAAAAAAACAAAAAAAAACAAAAAAAAAAUGGAUUUUUCAUACAUUCAAGCCUUUUUGAUCAAAAUGUAGUAGUGACCUUAAAGGUUAACAUUUUCCAUGAUUUUACUACUUGAAUUGUUUUCUAGCCUGAAGCAAUGCUAACUGAGGUGGGAUAAAACUGCAAGUAGCUGCCCACCUUCUUGGUCAUUAUGUUUUCUGUGGUUCAAAAGAAUGUACAACAAGAGCACUUGAACUUUUAGACAGGGACUUUGUAAUGAUCAAUUCCCCAGGAGGUGAUCCCUUCAGCAAUACUAGAAGGAAACUAGUCCUUGAAUUAAAUAAAGUGACAUUUUGCUUUGCA
Gavialis gangeticus (Gharial) is the source of this 2371-nucleotide messenger RNA. It is a transcript of the gene FAM53A, whose product is annotated as family with sequence similarity 53 member A. NCBI's taxonomy places the organism in Eukaryota, Metazoa, Chordata, Crocodylia, Gavialidae. The record is from RefSeq and is a predicted model, not a curated record. Gene Ontology annotation, cellular component: nucleus. The transcript has 4 exons. Bases 136 to 1440 code for a protein of 434 amino acids. Gene Ontology annotation, biological process: protein import into nucleus.